Molecule: messenger RNA, 7768 nt
Organism: Hemicordylus capensis (graceful crag lizard)
Lineage: Eukaryota; Metazoa; Chordata; Lepidosauria; Squamata; Cordylidae
Gene: SLC8A1
Product: solute carrier family 8 member A1
Exons: 11
Coding region: 651-3557 (968 amino acids)
Biological process (GO): cell communication; calcium ion import across plasma membrane; sodium ion transmembrane transport
Cellular component (GO): axon; sarcolemma; postsynapse
Molecular function (GO): calcium:sodium antiporter activity
Source: RefSeq, a predicted model, not a curated record
GGGGAGGCAAGCGACGACCCUCCGCCCGCCGGCGCCUCGCGCCUGUCCCUUCCGCCACCCAGGGCAGCAUGAGGAAAGGCUGCCCGGCUCCUACUAGCGGCGGAGAAGGAGGCGAGGGACGCCGGCGGCGCGGAAGGAGACGGGCAGAGGGAGGGAGGAGGCAGCCGCCAGCGCGUCCUGCUUCGCGCUGAGGGGACGCGGGCGCUGCUCCUGCUGCUUCUGCACUUGGACGCUCCUGCCGCCGCCGCUACUCACUGGGCGCGUGUCUGCCUGGCUGCUGCCCGCCCGCCCGCCGGCGACUCCUUCCUUCCUUGCAAGGGGAGGGGGGGCGCCUCCUGCCCUUGCCGCCGCCUCCUCCUCCGCCGCCGCCGCGUUGCAUGGGGCGCGAGCGCUUAGCGCUUUCCAGAUAUGGUCAAGGCGGCGUCGGCGAUGGUGGUGGUGGCGGCGGCCGCGGCGGGCUCCCUGUGAUCACCGGCACCGGCGGCGGGAGGAGGAAGAAGAGGAGGGGGUAGAGGAAGACGUGGAGGAGGAGGCGGCGGCGAAGGAGGAGCGCUUGCCUGCCGCCCAGAGCUAGCCAGCCAGCCGGGGAGCGGCGGGCGAGUCGGUCUGCAGGUUGGAAAACAUUUGGGAAUAAGUCCAACAAAACAAUCAUGUUGGGAUUAAAGAAUCCAGCUGCCUUUCCUGGUUGUCUUCAUCUUUUAAGUGUUGCUGUACUCUUGCUAUUGAAUAUGGACAGAGUACACACAGAACAUUCAGCUGAAGAUACCAAUAAUUCAUCAUGUACUGGUACUUUUUUCUGCAAGAAAGGUGUGAUUUUGCCAAUCUGGGAGCCCCAAGACCCUUCAUUUGGUGACAAAAUAGCAAGAGCUACUGUAUACUUUGUGGCCAUGGUCUACAUGUUUCUAGGAGUAUCCAUCAUAGCUGACCGCUUCAUGUCAUCCAUAGAAGUUAUUACAUCGCAAGAGAGAGAGAUAACAAUCAAGAAACCCAAUGGUGAGACCACCAAGACUACAGUUAGAGUUUGGAAUGAGACGGUUUCCAACUUAACAUUAAUGGCUCUGGGUUCUUCAGCACCUGAGAUCCUCCUUUCGGUCAUUGAAGUGUGUGGGCAUGGCUUCACUGCAGGGGACCUUGGACCAAGCACCAUUGUAGGAAGUGCUGCCUUUAACAUGUUUGUCAUCAUAGCACUUUGUGUCUACGUUGUCCCUGAUGGGGAGAUCCGGAAAAUCAAGCAUCUCCGUGUGUUUUUUGUCACGGCAGCUUGGAGCAUCUUUGCCUACACUUGGCUUUACCUAAUUUUGUCAGUCAUAUCUCCUGGGGUUGUACAGGUCUGGGAAGGCUUGCUCACUCUCUUCUUCUUCCCCAUCUGUGUGGUGUUUGCAUGGAUUGCUGACAGAAGGCUUUUGUUCUACAAGUAUGUCUACAAGAAGUAUAGGGCUGGCAAGCAGAGGGGCAUGAUCAUUGAACAUGAAGGGGAAGGGCCGCAGUGCAAAGCUGACAUUGAGAUGGAUGGGAAAGUCGUUAAUUCCCAUGUUGAAAGUUUCUUAGAUGGUACUCUGGUCCUCGAGGUGGAUGAGAAGGAUCAAGACGAUGAGGAAGCAAGAAGAGAAAUGGCCAGAAUCCUUAAAGAGCUGAAACAGAAGCAUCCCGACAAAGAAAUUGAACAGCUGAUCGAACUAGCUAACUAUCAGGUUCUGAGCCAGCAGCAAAAGAGCCGAGCCUUUUAUCGUAUACAAGCCACUCGGCUAAUGACUGGAGCUGGCAAUAUAUUGAAGAGACAUGCUGCUGAUCAAGCAAGGAAGGCAGUCAGCAUGCAUGAAGUCAACUGUGAAGUGGCAGACAAUGACCCCAUCAGCAAGGUCUAUUUUGAGCAAAGCACCUACCAGUGCCUUGAGAACUGUGGUACGGUUGCCCUAACUAUUGCCCGCCGAGGUGGCGAUUUGACCAAAACUGUGUCAGUUGACUUCAGAACAGAAGAUGGCACAGCCAAUGCAGGAUCUGAUUAUGAGUUCACUGAAGGAACUGUGGUGUUUAAACCAGGUGAAACACAGAAAGAAGUACGGGUUGGCAUAAUUGAUGAUGAUAUCUUUGAGGAAGAUGAGAACUUCCUUGUUCACCUCAGUAACGUGAAAGUGUCCUCUGAAGAGACAGAAGAAAGCGUCCUGGAAGCCAAUCAUUUGGCAACAGUGGCUUGCUUGGGGUCUCCUGCUACUGCCACUGUCACUAUCUUUGAUGAUGAUCAUGCUGGCAUUUUUACCUUUGAGGAACCGGUCACUCAUGUGAGUGAAAGCGUAGGGACCAUGGAAGUGAAAGUGCUACGGACAUCCGGAGCUCGAGGAAAUGUAAUCAUCCCCUACAAAACCAUCGAAGGCACAGCCAAAGGGGGUGGAGAAGACUUCGAAGACACUUGCGGAGAGCUUGAAUUUCAGAAUGACGAGAUUGUCAAAACGAUAUCAGUCAAAGUAAUUGAUGAUGAGGAAUAUGAGAAAAACAAGACCUUCUACCUUGAAAUUGGGGAGCCCCGUCUGGUGGAGAUGAGUGAAAAGAAAGCCCUGUUGUUGAAUGAGCUUGGUGGCUUCACAAUCACAGGGAAGCUUUUAAAUGGCCAACCUGUCUUCAGGAAGGUUCAUGCUAGAGACCAUCCAUUUCCUUCUACUGUAAUCAACAUUCAAGAAGAGAAUGAAGAGAAGCAGCCACUGACAAGCAAGGAGGAAGAAGAGCGUCGCAUUGCAGAAAUGGGGCGCCCAGUCCUGGGGGAGCAUACAAAGCUAGAAGUGAUUAUUGAAGAAUCCUACGAGUUCAAGAACACUGUGGACAAGCUCAUUAAGAAGACAAACCUCGCUCUCGUGGUUGGAACAAACAGCUGGAGAGAACAGUUCAUAGAAGCUAUCACUGUCAGUGCCGGUGAGGAUGAUGACGAUGAUGAAUGUGGGGAAGAAAAACUGCCCUCCUGCUUUGAUUACGUGAUGCACUUUCUGACCGUCUUCUGGAAAGUCCUUUUUGCCUUUGUUCCCCCAACGGACUACUGGAAUGGUUGGGCUUGUUUUGUUGUAUCCAUCUUAAUGAUCGGCCUCCUGACAGCGUUCAUCGGGGACUUGGCAUCCCAUUUUGGCUGCACCAUUGGCCUGAAGGAUUCAGUAACUGCGGUUGUAUUUGUUGCAUUGGGAACUUCAGUGCCAGACACAUUUGCCAGCAAAGUAGCAGCAACACAAGAUCAGUAUGCGGAUGCAUCCAUAGGUAAUGUCACCGGUAGCAACGCUGUGAAUGUUUUCCUGGGGAUCGGAGUCGCCUGGUCCAUCGCCGCCAUCUACCAUGCAGCCAAUGGCAAAACAUUCGAAGUCCAUCCAGGCACCCUGGCUUUCUCCGUCACCCUCUUCACUAUAUUUGCUUUUAUCAGUGUUGGCGUGCUCCUCUACCGGCGGAGACCGGAGAUUGGAGGUGAGCUGGGUGGGCCACGGACUGCUAAGAUUCUGACCUCAUGCCUCUUUGUGCUUCUUUGGCUCUUGUACAUACUCUUCUCAUCUCUGGAAGCCUACUGCCACAUAACGGGCUUCUAAAGGAACUAUUGGAGAUAGUAUCUAUAUGUAUCUAUAUAUAUAGAGAGAGAUAGGUAUAGAGAUAUAGAUCUAAUAUUAUUGAACAGAGGAAGAAAAGACUUUUGCCAUGUUCACUUAUCUACUGAUGGAAUGUAGCUUUGCGGUAGGAGUUUGAAAUCUGCAGGAUUUGUCACCUGGGGCAGCAUCAUAGAAAUGGAGGCACGGAUGCAGGGCCAUCUUUGCAACUCAACUUACAAGAUCAUGAUGGAGUUACUUUACAUAUCCCCCCGCCCCCAUAUAAGCAUAACUGAUUGCAACGAGGGCUGAUUGCACUGACAAAAGGCCAGGCUUAGUUAUAUCAUAUUGGGUGGAUGACUUCCCCGGGGAGUUCUUGACUUUAUUACCAAUAUCUUUGUUGCCUUCUUCGUAUCUCAAGAAUGAGCCGAAUCAUCACCCUCAAAGAAACAUACGAGUGUGGAGUGACCUACAGAGUUUGGGUUUUGUUUUGUUGUUUUUGAUUUUUGGUUUGAUUUCCCCUUUGCUGUCUAGCUGUUAAAAGUACCUUAUGUUGAAAUUUCAUACAAAAAAUCCCUUUCCCCGGUUUUUGGACUGCAUUUAUGAUCGGCGUAUCAAAUUCCCUUUAAAAGAAAAGCAACCUUUUCAAAUAGUAUUUUUUCUGUGCUUCAUUUGCUCCAAAAAUGUGGAUUACAGACCCGUGCCCAAAGCCCUGAUGUCCAACUCCUGCUUUUAUUUUUUUUUGUUGCUCUGACAGACCUUGUCAGGUUUAUUUCAAUUACCUCCCACGCCCUUCCUCCCUGCCAAUCUUUGCUGCUGUGCGCCUCCUCAUACUCCUGUUUGGGAAUGCUUUCAAGGUACUUGUUGUAACACUUUGCAUGAAUGAAGCAAACCAUAAUCUGUAAUAUAGCAUCAAAUAGUGAUAGUCCAUUCAGUGAUGCUGAUUGAACACUGAAGAUGCAAGCACGUUUCUUUCCACAUUUUUUUCUUUCUUUUUGUUUUUUUGUUUUUUUUUAAUGAACAGGAUGAGAGGCAGGAAAUGGUUGGUAUUCUGUUGCUCUGCAUAAGGUUCCUAAGAAGCAAUAACCAAGAACUGUGAAGAUGUGGAUGUUUGAAAGGAAAGAACCUGUGCAAGGUGCACAGUGCAAAGACUUAGGCCAGUUUAGAAAGGGAUCCUUCUGGCAGCCAUGCUUAGGAUGAACAUGAGCAGAGGAAGCUGCCUUGUACUGAGUCAGGCCAAUGGCCCAUCUAGCCCAGUAUCGUCUAUUCUGAUUAGCAGCCGCUCUCCAAGGUCUCAGGCAGAGGCCUUUCGCAGCCCCUGCUACAGUGUAACUGGAGAUUCCAUGGAUUGGACCUAGGACUUCCUGUGUGCAAAGCAUGUGCUGUACCACUGAGCUAUGGAUGAGCAGGUACUGCUUUGGGAUUAUGAACUCAGUGGGGCUUAGCAUUGCUCGUGCUAAGUCUGGUAGCUGGGCCAAGCCCUCAAUAAGCAGAAUACCCUUGUGGGUUUUUCCAAGCAUCCAUUUCCCCCUAUUUAUGCUGCAUUUUCCUCUGUCAUCAAAUAGCUGAUGCCAAAUCCUUGGUCUCCAUGCUUAUUAUUGUCCUUGCUACAGCAGCACUCUGGAAACCUGUGGGCGGAUCUGCUCUUCACAAAGGGCACCUUGAAGACAGAGAAAUUAAAAUUUAGUCUCCCCUGGUGUAUUAUUAAAAGUCUACCACUGCCCACCAACUGACCUUCAGAGCAGCAGACUGUCCUAGCUAGACAAAGUGGCAGUUCUUGCAUUGUCCAACCAUGAAUGCAUUUCUCCCUAGGAACUAGAGCUUAACUACUGCUAUUUAUUAUUUGUUCAUUACUGACAAUGUACUCAGCGCUGUACAAUGCACGGAGAAGUACCAAAACAACCCCUGCUCUGGAGAGGUUAUCAACCAGCACACAGGUACAGUGCAACAGAACUACCUGAGGAUCCUUUGUUGCUGCUUUGUGUUGUGUUUUGUUGUCAUCCCCCCUCCCUUAUUCAUUUAUCAGAGUCCGCCCCACCACCACCACCCCCAGUCUCUGGUGCUCAUGGAAGGAAGAAGCCAUUAACACAUCAGAACAAGGAGAGUUAGCCACUCUUGAGAUCCACCCAGGGCAGCAUAGGAGAAACUGCAAGGUGGUGGGGCAGGGGGCGGUCAUCACCAUGUUGAGACCGUGGGGAGGGGCAUUACGAGGUGCAAAGAAGGAGAUGGAUGGGGCUCAGUUUGGCCAGACCGUGUACUUACACAUGAGAUGCCACUGUGGUGCCACACUGUGCCAUGAUUGCUGCGUAGAUAUAGAAAGUGGGGGAAAGAAUAUUCUCACUGGACCAUUCAAAAGGAGAGUGCAGCCAGCCCAGAGGAACUGUACAAGCGGGCAGGCAAACAAACAGGCACAAUGGAAGGGAGAUGAAGGAGUGAGCAGCCACUGAAAUGGCUGGCUUUUUUGUCCUGACACAGCAACAGGCGUCUUAUCUGUGAGUGCCACAUUUGGUAGGGAUUUGCAGGAAUACAUCACUAGAGCUCCUCCUCCCAAGCAUAGCCCAUUUAACUGGGAGAGACAGAAACUAGUCUUUGUGAAAACAGCUUACUGUGGCUACCCACAUGGGAGAGAACCUUGUGUGGCUGGUUGGGCACACAUCUGGAACCCCUCCCCACAACGGUCCCCAUGCAAGCAGUCACAGUUCUGUUCCUUAGUAGUGAGCAUACAAUAUAUCUGGGAGCUGAGAGGGCAGAUGGUAAGAAAGGAGCAACUGCAGAUUGCAAGGAGGACACAUCCUUCCAUGAGUUCACCCUGUAAAAUAUUAGUCUUGCUUGGAAGUGUUAAAGAGCUACCAAGUGAAGCCAUCUGGCUGAUUACUGUAUACUCUGACUAGCAGUGGUUCUUUGUGGUCUUCCUGGGCUCCUUUUGACCAGAACCUCCCAGAGACUACAGCUGAGUUCUUGUGUGUGCCAGCGUGUAGAACUGAGCUCUGGCUUUGAACAACAUGUGGCACUGCAAUUUCAGUGGUGCUAGUUCGUGUCAAAGAGAAGGUGACAGAACUGGCCCACCCCACUACCAAGUAUUUCUUCUACCAAAACAGUUAAUGGCAGUCUCUUGGAGCAUCUUCUGAGUCUCAUUUCCUCUGUAGGUUGUGGCUGUUCUUCUCUCAGUUUGCACAUGGAUCCGAACAUAGGGGUGAUUUUUUUAAAAAAUUGUAUGAAGAGCAGAGUGGCUAUGCAGAUUCUUCCUAAGAAAGGGAAACUAUAGCAACGACAUAACAGAUAACAGGAACCAAUACCUACAUGGUUCCACUGGGGCAAAACAUGAAUUUCUAUAGAAAAGGAUUUUUCUAUAAAUGUCAGGGGAGUGGCACAUGUUUGCUACAGUUGAGAAUUCAAUCCUGCAUUCCUGUAGAAUGACUGAACGGAAGAUGAAGUUGCAAAAAGUGCUUGCGGGGGAAACUCUCCAUUUAUGUCAGCAGAUUAGGUUUAUGGCCUCUUGGUUCAGUCCUUAGUCCUCCCUUAAAACUCAAUGGCCGUAUAAUCAAUGAGAGAUGGAAUCAAGGCAUCCACUGGUAUCCAGGAAUGUCUUAUGGGUUAAGCACACAGAGUUCAUGCUGAAGAGCCUUCCAAUUCAUUUCAUGGGGAAGGUCAGCUGUGCAUGUGCAUUUAUUUGCACAUGUGGAGACAUGUUAUCUGUUGAAAUGAAUGAAAAAGCCCGUGCUCACAGAGCACUUACACAGGUCUGUUCUUCAUUACCUGUGAUUGCAGAAAUUAAGAGCUGGGGGCCAGAUUGGUGGUAAUGAAUGCAAUUUUAAUCACGUCACAUGAUUUUUUUAAAGGGAUGGAAGGUAGACUUGACUUUUGCUCACUUUAAACAAUCUUUGAAUGCUUGAAUUAUCCUGUUGUUUCUCCUUUAAAAAUUGAUGUUUUCCCCCUGUAAAUCAGUUUUCACUUUUGCAGGGGAUUUUCUUUUGUUUGGUUUCAUUUGAUUUGUUAUUGCAGGAAGAAAAUUUAGCAAUGACUUGGUUUGUUCAGGGAUUAUUAUUAUUAUUAUUAUUCCUGUGUUUAUGUAAAAUUAUUUCAUUUCAUCCAUUUGUUUGCUUCAUUUUUAUUUGCGUGUAUUGUGCACCAUAACAGAGAGGCAGUGAGUACACUAAUUGUGAUCAAUGGUACACCAAGGCACAGAAAAUAAAAUGUAUACAUGGUUCUGAUUUAAA